Molecule: messenger RNA, 1273 nt
Organism: Amborella trichopoda
Lineage: Eukaryota; Viridiplantae; Streptophyta; Magnoliopsida; Amborellales; Amborellaceae
Product: protein MALE DISCOVERER 2
Biological process (GO): protein phosphorylation
Molecular function (GO): ATP binding; protein kinase activity
Source: RefSeq, a predicted model, not a curated record
GAGAGAGAGAGAGAGAGAGAGAGAGAGAGGAUUCUUGGCUUAGUCUCUCUCUUCAUCCCUGUCAUUAAGAGUCCUUGGUUCUAGAGAUUCUUCUUGAAUAUGGAUUCUUGGAUGUUGGGUUUGAUUGGAGCUGCCUCAUUGCUUGCUCUGAUACUCCUGAUUUUCUUAACUCUACAUCUUAUUCUGGUCACAAGAUUAUUCAAUGGCAGAAAGGUCUCCCUUUUCGAUAAACAGUUCCAGGCUCAUCCUAAUGAUGGUCGACUCCCAGUUUAUAGCUUCAAAAAAAUUCACAAGUUCAGUGAAGGAUUCAGUAACAAAGUUGGGGUGGGAUCAACCCACUUAGUGUUUAAGGGGAUAUUGCCUGAUGGAACAGAGAUAGCUAUCAAAAAGCCUAUUCUGGAAGCUCCUCAUAAUUCUGAUGUAGAUGCAUGGUCUAAAUCUCAGCUUGAGCUCUUGUCAUGCAUUUGGCACCAGCAUUUGGUGAACCUCAUUGGAAGUUGUAAGAAUGCUGGUUAUAGAAUAUUAGUCUUCCAAUAUGCAUCAAAUGGGACACUGCAUGAGCAUUUACAUGGACAUGAACACCUGACAUGGAAGCAGAGGAUGAAAAUUAUAGCUGGGGUAGCUUAUGGCCUAUCAUUUCUACACCAUUCCUGUGAUCCUCCUAUAAGUCACGGCAAUCUCACUUCACGUAACAUUCUCCUAACAGAGGAUUAUGCAGCAAAGAUAGGAGGUCUUGGUAAGAUGCCAGUCUUAGGCAGCUCAGAAUUCGUAAUGGCAAGAAAACCAGGUGCUUCUGAGAAGAGGCUAUGCCGUCGAGCCGAUGAUGUAUAUUCAUUUGGGAUUUUGGUACUCGAAAUCGUAUCAGGGAGGCUUGCUUUUAGUGAGAAGACUGGUUUCCUGGUUAAAUGGGCAAUGGACAUUUUGGUGAGCCAAGAGAGGUCAAUGGAGCUGUUAGAUGAGGCGGUUGGUGAUGUGGUGAAGGAGGAGGUUUAUGUGAUUGCAGAGGUGGUGAGGAUGUGCUUGUUGAGAGAGGCAGUGAGAAGACCGUUCAUGAGAGAAGUGGCAGAAAUGUUAAGGAAUGGUUUGGGAAUUACCAUGGAAAUGGCUGCACCAGUGAGCAGUCCCGUGAGUCUAAGAGGCUUAUUUGACAUAUUGUAAAAAGAAGAAAAGCCAAUUCCACCCUGCCCGUCCCCCCCCCUCCUUCUGUCUUUAUAUAUACAUUAUUCUCUUUGUUUCAUUACUUCAUUGUAACCUCAAAAUGGUGGACCCCCCU